Eimeria acervulina is the source of this 1916-nucleotide messenger RNA. RefSeq lists its product as hypothetical. The record is from RefSeq and is a predicted model, not a curated record. NCBI's taxonomy places the organism in Eukaryota, Apicomplexa, Conoidasida, Eucoccidiorida, Eimeriidae. The annotation marks the transcript as partial. Gene Ontology annotation, cellular component: nuclear exosome (RNase complex); nucleolus. Gene Ontology annotation, biological process: nuclear polyadenylation-dependent antisense transcript catabolic process; nuclear polyadenylation-dependent rRNA catabolic process; nuclear polyadenylation-dependent snRNA catabolic process. The transcript is spliced from 10 exons. Gene Ontology annotation, molecular function: nucleic acid binding; 3'-5'-RNA exonuclease activity.
AUGCUCCACCAGCUCUCCCGUCUCCUCUCAGGAGAGAAGAGACAGCGGCUGCUGUCUGCUGCUGUCGGCCCUCUCUACUCAGCAGCAGCCUCAGAAGCGCUGUCUCUUCGUCUUGCAGCACAAAGAGCAGCACUUCUUACAGCUUACGGUCUCCAACUGCAGCAGCAAAAACAAGAUACAGAAGCCAAUACGCUGAAUGGUGUCUCCUUGCAGCAGCUAACAGGCGUCAGCACCCGCUUCUGUCUGGAGCCCCCGCUGCACUUGUUAGGGUGUCUCUGCGACUGCCGUAUCCUGCAGCAGCAGCAGCAGCAGAAGCACCUCUGGCGCUACAGCAGCAGCAGCAGCAGCAACAGCAGCAGCAGAUGGUUCGUCGGCUAUGCAACCAGCCGUCAGCUUGCAGCAACCGGAGCAGCAAGGGGCCUCAGAGAUCCUCUCUCAAACUUCCGCCGCUGCAGCAGCAGCAGCAGCAGCAGCAGUGAUCCUCUGGAGCAGCAGCAGCAGGAGCAGCUGCAGCAGCAACGCGCAUUGCUGCCGCACCCUCUGUACGGUGUAUCUGAUGCUGCUUGUUGUCUCUGUAUUGAGGUAAAGAAGCAGCUAACAGCUGGCAGCAGCAGCAACUGUCUCUCUGCUGCAGUGUUGUCUCUUUGGGGUGUCUGUACUAAUAAGCCCCUUAGCAGCAGCAGCAGCACCAGCAGCAGCAGCAAGAACAAAACCAGCAGCAAAAGUGAAUCCAGCAGCAGCAGCAGCAACAACAGCAAGCUGCAGCAAGACAAGCCGCAGCAGCUAAGCGCUGCUGCUGCUGCCUUCGCUCGCCUCAGCAGAGAUGAAUUCCUUGACACCCAGCGAGCAGUUGCAGCAGCUGUAGCCAGGGAGGCGAUAAUCCGCAGGAGGGUUUGCUUAGCCCCGCAGAUUGAUAUUGCGAAGUGUCUCCACUAUAAGCCCGAAGAAAAACCCCCAGUGCCAGCAGCAGCAGCAGCAGCAGCAGCAACAGCAGCAGCAGCAGCAGGAGCAGCAAAAGGGGCAGCAGCAACAGCAGCAGAAGCAGCAGGAGCUGCUGCUGCGGAGGCGGCGACGCCUAAGCGAAGAGCACCAACAGCAGCAGCAACAGCAGCAGCAGCAGCCGCAUUGUCUCCUUUAAGGAGAUGGGCUGGUCUGGUCGGCACCACCAAAGAGGGGAUGUCUCUUGAGGCAUUAUGGAGGGGGGCGAGGGGCAGCGGAGAGCAGCAGCAGCAGCGGCUACCUCAGCGCUUUUGGUUGCAUUUAAUUGAUAAUUUUGAGUUAAACUUCGUCCCUAAGCUGUCGAUUAAACCCCACAGUAUAACUUCAUUACCUUCAGCUGUACAGGCAGCUCAAAGAAAAACAUAUAAAGAUGUUGCAAGGGGCUGCGGCAGCUUGCUGCCCCCUGACCCCGCAUCGCCUUUGAACGGCAGCGACUGUACAUUCAUUCGCUCGCUUGCAGACCUCUACGCAUUCAUACAAGACCUAGAAUCUUGGGGUAAAGACUUUAUUAUAGACCCCUAUAAAAUAUAUUCACAUAUAUAUAAACUUAACGCUCUUACUGCAAACCCUAAUAUACUUAAAGUCUUCUGCGGGGCCCAACAACAAAUCCUAUAUCUACAGCGGGAUUUCAGCGUAUACGUGGUGAACUGUUUCGAUUUGGCGGCUGCGGAGGCUUUCUUUGCUUCUUCAUCUGUCUCUUCAUCAUCUGUCUCUUCAUCAUCUGUCUCUUCUUCAUCUGUCUCUUCUGCGUCUAUUUUGUUUAAAUAUCUGGGGAUUAAACUUAAAAGAAUCACUGAGGAAGAGUGGAUAGAACGGCCUUUAAGCCCUCGGGUAAUAUCUGCAUUGGUGAAGGAAAUUCAUUUCCUUCCUUAUCUUUCACUCUGUCUCUACAACAGACUCGCAGCCUCUGCAAGCCC